AUGGACGUCGUCUCGAGCUACAGCUUCGCCUCGCUGCUAUGGCACGCCGUCCAGGGCGUGCCGCUCGUCGUCUGGCCCCAGGCCAUCAACGGCCUGCUGACCAUCGACGAUAACGCCGGCACCAUGCGGCCGUCGAGCGAGGUCGAGAACUACUUUGCGCGGUCGCUGGGCUGCGCGCUGCUGGCCCUGGGCGCGGUCACCGUCUUGCUGACGGGGGCGCUGCCGCUGACCAGCAUGGUCGAGACACCCACCGACGCCAUCUCGCCGUACGCGACGGCGACGAUCCUCAUCACGACGCUGCACCACGGCUUCAGCGCCUUCUACUGCUGGGCCAAGUACAACGAGACGGACCAGACGGGGUUCGUGCUAGGCUUCGGCGGCAGCGCCGCCCUGGCGGCCUUCGGGCUGUGGUGCCUCUUGUUCGGCGGCGACAAGGCGCGGAUCAGCAAGCGAACCGGGGCCGACAAGCGGACAAGCGGUUUCCCGUUCAGCAACUCGGAGGCUGAGAAGCGGAAGAAGAAGGGGCUCUGA
This is a messenger RNA of Neoarthrinium moseri, 531 nucleotides long. RefSeq lists its product as uncharacterized. The record is from RefSeq and is a predicted model, not a curated record. The transcript is spliced from 2 exons. Bases 1 to 531 code for a protein of 176 amino acids. NCBI's taxonomy places the organism in Eukaryota, Fungi, Ascomycota, Sordariomycetes, Amphisphaeriales, Apiosporaceae.